ACAGAAGAAGAAGAAGAUUUACUUUAAAGACUAACUUCUGUAAGCGAAAGACGUUUGUUGUUAGCCAAUGUGUGAACUGUGAAAAUGGAGCCGUUUAGAAGGCUAGUGAAGUGUUUUGUGUUUCUAUCUGCAGCAUGGGAUGUCGCUCAUUUGCUGGACGGUGGAAUGCUCUUCCCCCGAGAGUCGUCGUCGCGGGAGAUCAAAGAGCUGAAUGGGCUGUGGGACUUCAGAGCCGACGUCUCCCACGACAGGAACUUGGGCUUUCAACAGGCAUGGUAUAAAAGUCGCCUUGCAGAGACCGGUCCAGUGAUUGACAUGCCAGUGCCUGCCAGCUACAACGACAUCACCCAGGAUCCACAGCUGAGGGAUUUCAUUGGCUGGGUGUGGUAUGAGAGAGAGGUGUUGGUACCCUCACGAUGGGUGUCUGAUGAGGGAACCAGAGUCGUGCUGAGGGUUGGGAGUGCACACUACUACUCAGUGGUCUGGGUGAAUGGAAUCAAAAUGACAGAGCACGAGGGUGGCCAUCUUCCCUUCGAGGCUGAGAUCAGCGAUGUCCUCCGCAAGGACCCGGGUGUGGCCUGCAGGAUCACCAUAGCUGUCAACAACACCCUGACUCUCCAUACUCUGCCCCCGGGGACCAUUCAACAUAUUGACGACCCCACCAGGUAUCCUGCUAACUAUGUUAUACAAAACACAAACUUUGACUUCUUCAACUAUGCUGGUUUGCAUCGUCCUGUUCUGCUGUAUACCACUCCUACGGCGCAUGUUGAUGACAUCACAGUGCUGACAUCCUUUGCUGACAACAUUGGGCUCAUCAGUUACCAGGUGUCAGUGCUGGGCAGUCUCAACUCCACGCUGAAGGUGACCCUGUCGGACAAAGAUGGGCACUCUGUGGCCUCCUCCACUGGACCGUCUGGGGUCCUCAAAGUGAUGGACGUCAGCCUGUGGUGGCCGUAUCUAAUGCAUGAGAGCCCAGGUUAUCUGUAUUCUAUGGAGGUUCACAUGACGACAGCUAGCGAGGGUUCUGUCUGUGAGGAUGUUUAUGCUCUGCCUGUGGGAAUCCGCACUGUCCAGGUCACCAACACACAGUUUCUCAUCAACAGCAAACCCUUCUAUUUCCACGGAGUCAACAAACAUGAGGAUGCUGAUAUCAGAGGGAAGGGCCUGGACUGGCCCCUGAUUGUGAAGGAUUUUAACCUGUUGAAGUGGCUCGGGGCCAACUCGUUCAGGACCAGUCACUACCCGUACGCUGAGGAGAUCCUGCAGAUGGCAGACCGCCAUGGCAUUGUGGUCAUUGACGAGUGUCCCGGGGUGGGCAUCGCAGACAUCCGUAGUUUUGGGAACGCCUCCCUGUCUCAUCACCUGGUGGUCAUGGACGAACUGGUGAGAAGGGACAAGAAUCACGCCUCCGUGGUCAUGUGGUCUGUAGCCAAUGAGCCGGCCGCUGAGAUGCCCCCUGCUGGAUUCUAUUUCAAGACACUGAUAGCUCAUACCAAAUCUCUGGAUGUCACGCGACCGGUCACGUUUAUCACCGCCAGUAACUUUGCCAGAGACAAGGGGGCUCCCUAUGUGGAUGUGAUAUGUGUGAACAGUUACUUCUCCUGGUACCAUGACCCGGGUCACCCGGAGGUCAUCCCCUUCCAGCUCAACACCCAGUUUGAGAACUGGUACAGGAAGUACCAGAAACCCAUAAUCCAGAGUGAAUACGGAGCUGACGUGGUUCCGGGAAUGCACAUGGAUCCUCCCAUGAUGUUCACUGAGGAAUACCAGAAAAUAGUGUUAAAAAACUACCAUGAUGUGUUCGACCAGAAGAGGAAGGAGUAUGUCAUUGGAGAGCUCAUCUGGAACUUUGCUGACUUCAUGACGGCACAAACGGUGGCCCGUGUGGUGGGCAACAAGAAGGGGAUCUUCAGCCGGCAGAGGCAGCCCAAAGCUGGGGCCUUCCUCCUGAGGGAGAGGUACUGGAGGCUGGCCAAUGAGACGGGCCUGCUGCCCACCUGGUCCAGGUACCCCUGCUACCUGGCUACAUAUCCCUGACACACCUGGGUGGUAUUCAUCAGCGCAGAACCCUGCACAUUAUAACAAAACAUUUCUAAACGCUUUGCAACCCGAAAACAAAAACAAUCAUUUCUUAUUUGAUGAGUCCUCUGUUUUGUUCCGUUUUGGAACAGGUUAAAGACAUGGGAGUAAUGAGUAGGAAUUAUGUUUUGUUCCGUUUUUAACACCAACCUGUAUGGCGCAGACUGCGUGACGACUAGAACGCUAUGAAGACACACAAUUACCAGAAACAACGGGAUCAAUGGCUGCGUUUACACAAGCAGCUCAAUUCUGAUAUUUGUUGCACUAAUUGGUCAAAUGACCAGAUCUGAUUCAGUGGAAUAAUGAUCAGAAUUGGUGUGCCUGUGUAAACCGCACCUAUUCCUGUGCGACCCUCUGCUCAGACGUUGCUGACGCCUGGCAGAUCUUACAACCCCUUGGGUAGGUAUUUUACCUAUCCGCGUAUGUUAUAGCAAUGUCAGUCAAUGGGUGGAUUUGAUUAUGCUGAGCUGCAGGACAACGGUCUAUGGCGCGUGACGUGAAUGAUCAAAAGCAGUAAGAAGGAGUGUCCUUCUCAAAUCCAACAGUCAUCUGCGCUGUUCGGUCAUGUUAAGUUUUCAUUCCGAAGGCAGAUUGCUUUUGAUUAAAAAAAAACUCACUUUUGCAUGUGAAAACACAUAAUUCCUACUCAUUACUCCCAUGUCUUUAACAGGGUUCCAAAACAAAUGCCAUCAACUAUCACCCGGUGCAAAACACGCCUACCCGGGCCAGAUUAAUCAAAUGCCCUCAUUUGAGACAGUCGAUGACUUGGUACACAACCAUUGGUUAUCACUUCUGUCUUGCCUUUUUUUUUGUAAUUCAGGGGAUCAACCAGUUAUAUACAUGAAUGUGAAUCAUGAUGCUGUUCAGUGUAAAUAAAUGUGAUGUAUGAAAGAAA
Molecule: messenger RNA, 2974 nt
Organism: Oncorhynchus mykiss (rainbow trout)
Lineage: Eukaryota; Metazoa; Chordata; Actinopteri; Salmoniformes; Salmonidae
Gene: gusb
Product: glucuronidase, beta
Biological process (GO): carbohydrate metabolic process
Molecular function (GO): beta-glucuronidase activity; carbohydrate binding
Source: RefSeq, a predicted model, not a curated record